Molecule: messenger RNA, 8342 nt
Organism: Anopheles merus
Lineage: Eukaryota; Metazoa; Arthropoda; Insecta; Diptera; Culicidae
Gene: KrT95D
Product: phosphofurin acidic cluster sorting protein 2
Exons: 12
Coding region: 422-3544 (1040 amino acids)
Biological process (GO): protein localization to plasma membrane
Source: RefSeq, a predicted model, not a curated record
CUCAUCGCACGGAACGCUGAAUUGUGGCGAUUGUGUUGUGUCUUCGUCUUCUCGCGAGGAGCAGUGCGCAUCAAUUGUGUCGUGUCGUUCGUGUAAAACCCGUGCUAAUGUAAGCUGGCAACUGUUGUGCUAAUGCUGCAAACAAGCACUGGGCAGCAUAAAUUUUACAACAUUCGCCGUAGCACAGCACUAUUCAAAUUGAUCCCGUGGGUGAAAAGAACGCCCACCGACCCCCGGCAAAAAGGGCCCCUCCCGUUGGGGGGCAAGUGAAUCGAAGUGCGUGCGUAUGUUGUAAAAGUGCGUAUGUGCGUGUGUGUGUCUAUGUGUAUGUGUGUGUGUGAAAAAGAAGUCUAACUUAAAAAAAGGAGUAGAAGAGUGGUAGUGUCCCGUAGGUGCACUAACACAAAACGCAACGUCCGCGAUGGCCGACAAAGGAACGAAAUUCGAACGGAUGGCCAUGACCAAACCCGUCCCGAUGAAGCUGUUCGCCGCCUGGGAAGUGGACCGGACACCAUCGAACUGCAUUCCAAGAUUAUGUUCGUUAAAAAUUACCCGCCUGUCCCUGCUCACACCCCUGCCGGCCGAUCUAACGUCACUGUCGCUGGCGGUUCGAAUGCAAAGCUCAAAGCGAACGCUUCGCUCGCACGAAAUCCCGGUCCCACAGUCGCUGAGCGCCGGGUACGGCAGCACCGGUGUGAUCGGCACCGGAAGCAUCACGGGAGGCGCAGUCGGCGGAGGCCUGACCGGCGGUACCGGGCUGGCCGGUGGGGGUGGCGUUGGUGGAGGCGUCGGCGUCGGUGGGGGUGGCGGUGGCGCCGGUCAGCUCAACUCGCCGCCACUGCUGGAGACGGAGCUGGACCUGCACUUCAGCCUGCAGUAUCCGCAUUUCAUCAAGCGCGACGGCAACCGGUUGCUGAUACUGCUGCAGCGCCGCAAAAAGUACAAAACGCGCACCAUCCUCGGCUACAAGACGCUGGCCGAGGGCGUGAUCCGGAUGGACGCGGUGCUGCAGAAAUCGAUGGACAUGACGGUGGAGCUGAACGGGUCGGGGAAGGCGGGCCGGGCCGGACUGACGAUAGCGACGCUGCGCGCCACCCAGGUCACGUCGAUCCCGGUCGACCAGGACAACAAGAACAACAACAGCCUGCUGGUGACGGACCGGGUGAACGAGUACUCGGACGAGGACGAGGAGCAGGAGUUCAGCUCGGGCGACGAGAACGACGAGGGCCUGUCCGGGUACGCGGCGAAGCGCAACUAUGCCGGGAAGCGCGAUUCGUACAAAAAGUUCGAAUCGGGCGAGCAGGACGGCGAGCAGGAGGAUGGCAACAUGCUGCCCUCGAACCAGGCCGACAGCGACAGCGAUUUCGACAACAUGGGCAAGGAAAAGUCGCGGGGGAAGAUGAGUCGCCAACGGAAUUUCAAGCAACGCAUCAUCUCACUGCUCAAACGCUUCAAGGUGCCGGAGGAGCUGGAGGGCGACGUACGGGAGCGGGGCCCGGCACUGCGCGGCAAGCGCGAUCUGGACGCCCUAUUUCAGGAGCUGGAAUCGUUGUCCUGCGGCGAAGGGGACGACUCCGGCCAGGACAUGGACAGUCUGUCCAUCGGCUCGACGCCGAAGCCAUCGUUGAGGCCAUUCUUUGAGCACUCGGGCAAGCCGGUCCUCACGCAGCAGCAUUCCUCGAUACAGCUAAGCUCGAUGCAGAAGGGCGGCGGCGGUGUUGGUGGUGGUGUUGGUAAUAAAGAUUUUAUGCCAGAAAAGAAACCCAAUUUAGAGAAGCGUGACUCGCUCGCCGAAAAGAAAAGCAAUUCAAUAACAAUUGCCAAUAAUCUUAUUAAUAGUAUGAACGGCAACAGUAUUAAUAACAAUCAGACUAGCAAUUACAGUAACAGCCAAGAUCGAUCCGGUGACUGGAAAAACGAUAGCUCCGGCAACGAGGGUGGCGCCGGCAAUACGGACCCGGAAGCGCUCAGUUCCGAUCCCCAGAACACGGGCAGCCCGCCGAAGGAGAAGGAGACGGCGGUGGAGAAGAAGAAUCGCCUGUUUCGCACCAGCAGCAGCACGCCCAACAGCGCCAAAAAGCAGAAACAGGUGCUGAGCUUCCAGAUGGACCAGCACGGGCAGCAGCAGGGGCAGCAGCAUCACACCCAGCAGGGGAAACCAUCGCCCCUUGAAACCUGCCUGUCGCCGACGAAUGUGGAGCCGCGCAAGUCGCUGCUGGAGCAGCUGCAGCGCACGUUCACGACCGAGGAGUCGGCGCUGCCGGAGGUGGUCACGAUCGUCAGCCCGCCGGAAGCGAGCACCGUGUCGCUUACCCCACGGCUAGCGUCGCUCAUAUCGGCCACGUUUCGGCCCACCUUUCAGCCCAACAAUACCGCCGAGGUGAAAGCAAUAACGCAGGCGCUGAUGAACAAAAUUCAGAAGUACUGUAACUCAACGGCAAAACCGCCAACCACGGUGAAGGUAGUUCUAGUCGGAGGGGACUGGUUGCAGGGCGCCGUGCUGCGACACUACGUAGAGCUGUUGGGCAUACGGCCACCGGACUGGGUAAACCAUAUCAGAUUCUAUAUCGUUCCUUUAGGAUCGUGCGCGGUCGCUCGCUACAUCGGUAUGAUCGAUUCGAGCUACCUGGGCAUGUUCGGUACGGAGAGCUGGCAGCAGAUCUGUGAUCGGGCGGCCAAUCUCGAGAGUGCACAGUCGAAGAACGAGUCGGCCGAGUUUAUCAACCGGAUACAGCGGUACCUCAUAUCGGGCGGACCGUGCACGCAAGUUCCUAUUGCCGAGGCGAUGGUUAACUAUCGCGAUGAAGACUCUUGUCAAAUAUUUGUACCGUUUGUUAGUGACGUAAGAAUUGGCUGUUUAGAAGGGCCGCAGGUGUCGCUUGAUCUCGACGAAUCGUUCACGUACGCUUCGCAGGGCAGUGCCGACCGGAUGCUGUCCAGUUCGCCGCCCCAGAGUGGUCGCACCUCGCCGCCCGCUUCGCAAACACCGAGCGCCAUCGCCCAGCUGCAGCAGAAAGAUCUGCAGCAGCAGCAGCUGCUGCAGCAAUCGUCCUCCUCUUCCUCCUCGCAGGUGCAGGAGUCGCUCGAGCUGCAGGUUGACUAUUGGCCGCUGGCUCGGCCCAACUUCGAUCCGAAGGAGAAAUUGCUCGGCAAGGGCCAGGACCCGUCCGGCAAGAACAGUAUUAAGAGCACGUUCCGGCAUUUGCAGGUGUGGCGACUACCGCAAGCUCCAAGCUUUGGCGAGUUUACCAACGGCUUAACGCUGAGCUUUGCAACCAAGGAGAAAAAGCAAAAAAUAAUGAGAUUAGGCAAAAAGAAGGAGAAAGAUCGCGAUGCUGAAAAGGAGCAGUGCGUCGAAGGGGUGGCCCGGUUAAUCUGCUCACCGAAGCAAUCGCAUCCGGUUCCGUUGCGAGUUUACAUCGACGGUACCGAGUGGACAGGGGUGAAAUUUUUCCAACUUUCGUCCCAGUGGCAGACGCACAUUAAGAACUUCCCGAUAGCGCUGGUCGGUGCCCCACUGGCACCGGCCGAAAUGCUAACCUAGUCAGCUUCAUCCUCCGUCUUGACGGAGCUACUACCCACUCCAACAUCACCGGCAACGCCCUCGAUCAUCCAUCCGACGCGCGCCGGCCUGGCCGCGUUCGAACCGGCACUGGCAUCCAACGCGUCCUUCAAAUUGCCACCGCUGCCCCGUUCCGCUGGCUGUGAACCGCCAGCGAAUACGCCGUUCCCAUCAUCGGCAGCAGCGCCCGGUCACUCCGGUGGCGGUGGCGCAUCGCGUUUGUUGCGUCCGCGCAGCUGGGCGGCGGUUAGCCGGUCGCGCGGUGGCGAUUAAAUUUGUUGUAUAUAUUAUCCCAUAUCCAAGCAGGUUGUGCCAGACAGGAGCGCAAUGAUCCGCGGGCUAGGAUCGAACCAUUUUCUGUGUAAACGUGUAGGAGAGCAAUCAACUGUUUGUGUUUUGUGAUUCGAUUUCGUGAUUUAGUUUCUUUUUUUUCCUAUUUUCUAUGUUGGUAUACUGCCGCAUGUGUUUCGUUGGCCCAGUUGCCUAGUAUUGUAAACGAAAUCAAUAGUGUAUAGUUCGUUGGCACCGCUUGGCACGCUCAUUCCAAAUUGCAAUGAGUCAAUCGGUUAAUCGGUGCAAAAACAAUAACUUUUAAUCCGGUACUGGCGUGGUUGGGUGGCCAGGAUGUUUAAUUUGUGAUAAAUCAUUGGCUUGAGUGAGAUACAGUACAUUUCACAGCAACACACACACAAUCCCUGCUCACAAUGAACGCACAUCAAUGCCGCUAACCGGCGCAGGGCGGAGUAUGUUUGUGGAGGUUUGUGUUGGAUAUAGGCUGCGCAGAAAAGCGCAAGCAAACAAACUAGUCUUUAGAGCAAAACGCAUAAUAAGAAGAGAUACAAAAAAAUACACACGUUAGCAAUAAUCGAAAAUGGAACGCGCCGAAUCAAUCUCGCACAAUAGGUGAGAAACCCCUUUGCCCGGCAGCGCGCGUUUGCAUUUAACUCGUGUCAACAGUAGCAGCCAACACGCUGUGUCAAGCUGUCCGGGGUGCACACAGGAGAUUCUUGUGUGCAUUUGUACUGGAGUAACACGGCAGAAGGAGGAAGGUGUGCUGCACCACGUCUGCACAUUACACGCUAUCCAUAAUAGCGUCCUUGUGCCCGCCGCGUCCCAAUUGGGCUCCCCCACAUCACAAGUAUUGUAAUCCGCAAUUUAAUGUUUUCGUUUCACAUCGUUUCCCCAAGUGCUGUGGCUUUUUGUUACAACAGAAUAAAAAUCACAGCAAAGUAAUACUAUGCAAUGCAUGCUCGGAACCGGGCUUGGAAUUAUUUAUUAUUAUUUUUAACAAACUGUUUGUACACCCCCAGUAGAAAGGGAUAUUAAAUCCAAUUAUUGUGACUUGCGGCGCUCCUCUGUCCCGGAAUGGAACGGGAAAGCAGAAAACGAUGGCGAUUUUUAAGAAGAAAAGAAAAACAAACGGAACCCCAAUAGAGACUGCUUGACUUUGUCAUAAGUUUUUAGUACGUACUAGUGUGUAAGAAUUACAGUGUUUACAAACAAAAGUUGUACAAUUGCUCGGUAAAAUUGCGAAAUGCAGCUUAGUAGAGUUGAUCGUGGUAGAUGAAAUUGGGUAGAAAGAAAAUUAGAAAACUGAAAAGGCAACACAAUACGACAAAGAAGAAGAAGAAAAAAAAAGAAGUAGUAAUGCCGCUGUGUAAUAUUGCAAUAAUUAAUGAGUAUGGCUGGUCUUGUUCAAUGGCAAGCGGCCGGUACGUAGGAUAAAUUAAAGCCGAUCUGUACGUGCGCCUCGCAAGUCCCGCGCGCUUACGUGCGAGCGAAAACGGGGAGGGAAAUUGUAAAUGGAACUGUAGAUACUAGCCUGUUUUCGGUUUGCAUUAGACAUACUCCUUCUGCCCCAAGGCCCUCUGUACAGUUCGUGGCCGUGCGAAUGACAGUAGCCAGAGCAAGCAAGCGAGUAUGGACGUGUUUCAGUAGCAAUCGAUCUGCCAUCUGUGUAUCGCAAUAGAUAUGAACUCAAUGUGCUCAUAAAAAAAAAAAAAAACAUGUAAACUCUUAACGCAACCACGCGGCCAACACAUGCAGCAUGUAUUCGUCGUCGUCGUCGUAUACCAUGAUAUUGUAGCUGUAACCCCCAUCGUCGUUAUCGUAAGCGCAAGAUUUCGCCACAAAACUCCCAUCCAAAGCACGCACGCAUUCAACAAACGUGUACCGUACGAUGCGUUUUGCAACUCUGUAGGCCAGAGUGCUAGCCCGAACUCGCUAAACCUAAAAUAUCAUUACCAACUUUCCGGUCAAGCUGUAGCGGGGUACUGUUUUGGGGAAGUCGAGUACGUACAGCGGCUCAAUCGACAGAGGAGACAGUAGUGUGUGCAUUGCUGAUUGCGCGCGUCCCGGCCCAACCGGGUGUAGAGCGCGCACAGCGCAAGUUCAGCGCAAUGUCGUAGCGUAAUGGCAAGUGAAAUGAAGCAGACAGAAGCAGAUGUGUGUCAUUUUACGUAACAAAAAAAAAAGUAUGCAACACAAAUGCAUUGUAAAGUAUUUUAUAAGAUAUUGAGCCGAGAAAGUGUGGAUGCAAGAAAAAAACGGUAAUAAACGGCUAUUGUAUGUCGGCGCCAGCAAACCGCAACGAUCAUCCAAUCGAUCUCUGAUCCGCUCCCUGACGCUGCUCCAUACAGCAGGGCGUGGACAGCAGAAUAUUCGUCGUUUAGGAAGAUAGUAAUGAAAGCAUUUAGAGCAAUUGUGUUGCAACCACAAAGAUUUGAAAACAAAAAUCAUGCUCGUGAUAAUUGAUAUGCUUGGCGCGCGCGCGUGCGCGGUAAGGGUGCAGAAUGUUUCUACUUGAAGAGGGCUAAAGGGGGAGGGGGGGGCGAGCGGGAAAGGGGAAGCUUAACUGUAUUCCUCCUUCCGCUUCCCUCCUCCCUCCCUACCUUCAAGGUACACAAUAACAUACGCAUCCCGUAAAAUGCACUUACACAUAUCCCUUGCAAUGAAAGGAACAAACUGCAUCCAGCGGCGACAUCUCUCAUCCCCGGAGGGCGGUGGGAGCGAUAAAAAUCCCCCACUUCCCUCCCACCGAACAAAUGCGUUUGUCAUUACUUAUGGCUGUGGAAAACAAAUGUGGGAGAUAACUACGAAACAAACGCAUAGAAAAUCAAACAAUACACACUAUCGACACAUCCACAUCACUACUAGAACAGUUUACGCUAAGAUUCGACGGCGCAAAACGCUUCGCCUGCGGGCGAAACAUUCGGCUUCAUCUUUCCUGCUUAUCGGUGUGUGUAGGAGGAGCGGGGUGUCACAAACAGGGGGUGACUGAGCCACCUCGCCAUCCGACGACUGAAAGGGAAAUGUGCAUCCUAACGUGGUGGAUCCUAACUCUAUAUUCACUGUCAAUUGUGUGUGUGUGUGUAGCUUUGAUGCGUGCGCGUGGUCGUGGAGGACUCUGUAGAUGUAUCCUCCUUCCUCCCUAGCUGCAACUGUAACUUUCUUUCCAAACGAUCGUGCGUAUAUUACUGGUUCAGGUGCACGUGUGUGUAUGUAUGUCUACUGUAGGUGGCCUUCUGUUUUGCGUUAAUAUAGCUGGCAAACCCUGUUCCAAUUUGGCUUGGCUAUUACUAGAACCUUUCUCGCUCUCCUCAGCAGUGUGAAUGUUUUCCUUCUGCUCUCUCCGCGUAGCAUUAGUGUGGUGUUAUUAGUGGCGGCUUCUGGAGUUCUGCUGGUAGACGCGUGAGUGAUCGUUAGAAGCACAAUGUAUACAUCCGGUCUUUUCAAACACUCGUGUCCACGUGUGUGUGUGUUUUAGGGCGCCCGAUAUAGCUGUUUUGCUGUCGAUGGUUCAGAAAUGUUCAAACUAGUGGAAAUUUUUUCUCAGUUUUUUUUUCGGUUUUAUUUCCUCCAGUAGCAUAAUACAUGUUAAAACACAACCAAAUCACGUUCACGUUUUGCUCGUGCGUAUGUGUCAAAAGGACAUGUGCGCUUUUUUUUCCUUUUUCCCUGUAAAUGUAUCCUACAUACUCAUCCACACACACACACACAUACACACUCCCCUUGGUAUAUGGAGCCCCAAACAGGGAACAUCGAUAGUAUCCUUCGGAAAGAGUGUCUGUGCGUGUAUGUGAGUGUUUCUGUUGCGAGUGUCAUUAGUUAUUAUUAUUAUUAUUAUACCUUCACCCUUCCCCGCGCUGCGUAUGCAUCAAACCCCCCUCCUACCCAUUGUGCUCUGUGCUGUAUUGGCGGGGGCUACGACCGCCUCCCCCUCCCCGAAAGCCAAACCAUUAAAACCAAUCGCUCUACUACUCCCAUACCCGAAAUGGCAAGCAUAAUACAUAUUUCAAACGUAAUAAAACAAACAAACGGAAGCAAAACGUACAUUAUUAAUCACACAUUACCCCCAUUUAAACGAAGAAAAAAGAAACGCUGUAAAACAUAAUCCAUCAUAUCCCAUUGGUGAAAGGAAAAGGAAGACGAGGAAGAGAGAGAGAGAGUGAGAAAGAUAAUGGAAGAGAAAAACAAUAAGCGCAAUAAAUGCGCGAAACACUAGGCGGGCGGAAAUUAUUGCUGUGUAUGAAAACAAAGGAAAAGGAAAAGCCCAUCAUAGAAGAAAGCUUCAUCGCCAUUGGUAGUAUGGUUUGCUCUUCUACGCUGCUUGAGCAACAGAAGCUUCGGCUGUACAAGGAAGCAAGGGAGAAACAGGUAGCAUCUUCUAACAAGGCCCGAUGCCGCAAAAAACGCAAAGGAAAAGACGCAGACAAAAGCGCAGUGUGUGAGCAGGAGAGAGAGAGAGAGAGAGAGAGAGAGAGAGAGAGAGAGAGAGAGA